Messenger RNA from Mycena indigotica, 1191 nucleotides. RefSeq lists its product as uncharacterized. The transcript has 2 exons. Bases 361 to 1191 code for a protein of 276 amino acids. The record is from RefSeq and is a predicted model, not a curated record. Lineage: Eukaryota; Fungi; Basidiomycota; Agaricomycetes; Agaricales; Mycenaceae.
AACUUACCACUCGAGCUCUUUGACAAUAUCGCUGUGCACGCCGAUCUCCCUACCCUCCGCAACUUCUCCCUCACUCACACAAGAUUCCGUGAAUCGAGCCAACGCGCUUGCCUUCGAACGAUAACUGUUGCAUAUGAUGAGGACAACCAUCCAAGGAAACGCACUGCUGAACAGAUUCUACAACACUUCCAGUCCAGUGGGGGUAGACUUGCAUCAUUCAUAACGCGGCUUAAUAUCCACGUCGGAAAUCCGACUUCAAGUUGGCAUCUUUCGAAUCCGCAAGCGGUCCAUGCCACGGUGAAGCAGAUUUUGGGCCUCUUCUCGUCUGUCCAUUCAGUGACUUUGUCUGGAACCCACCUUAUGCUGGGGCAUCCAGAGAAUAGUGCACUCGAGCGCCUUCUGCUUGUCCAGUCUUUUCUCAACAGCCAGAAGGGCAGUCUGGUCCGCAUAACGGCGCGAUACCUCGAAGCUGCACCACUCUCCGUCAUUCGGACCCUUCUCUCCGGUUCCCCACGCGUCUGUCUCUCAUAUUCAUUCACAAGACUCACGCGCGACAUCCUCCGUGAGCUUGAACAAGAAAAGACUGCGGAAACACCUGCGUUAGAGGAGUUGGAGGUUCACAAGUCCAUCAUAGCAUGCCAGCUGCUCUGCCUACCGGAAUUUGUCUCCCAUAUACGCGCCGUUCGCCGACUGUCUUUGGCACUCAGAACGGAGGACGACAUUGCUUUGACCUCGAUGACCGCCCCCACUCUUGAACACUUGACUCUCAAUCUUGUUGACACCGAUAUAAAUGCUCGUUUUCCCUCCUCUUUCCCUCGCCUUCGGGAGGUGCGGCUGUCCAUGAUGCUCAACCAAGCGGCGUGUGUCCACUUCACCCAAUCUACGUCCUCCCUGCUCCCCACCGUUCUUUCCCCCGCUACCUGCCCGGUCCUGGAAACGCUCGUCAUUGAGCUGCGAUGGCAUCUGUUCAUAAAUACUCAAGACCUGAUGUUACUAGCGCAGGUCGCCAAGGCAGUGGACCGCAAACUGAAGGUCCAUCCGAAACCACCGCUCUGCCUUUGGGAAAUCGACUUUGGAUUCGAACCAGUGGAGACAAUUGGAGAACGGGUACUGCAGAGUAUGCCGUGGGCUGCGGAGCACCGGCUUGUCAGAUGGAAUGAAGUGGUGAUACCCUCCGAAGACGAUUAUUGA